CCUGGAGUCCCGGGAUCGAGUCCCGCAUCGGGCUCCCUGCUCGGCGGGGAGUCUGCUUCUCCCUCUGACCCUCCCCUCUCUCAUGUGCUUUCUCUCAUUCUCUCUGUCUCAAAUAAAUAAAUAAAUAAAUCUUUAAAAAAAAAAAAAAAAGAAUAUCUACCAGAGUGGUGAAACAUUGAGUCUGGCAUCAGUGAGGAACACUAGAAGUAACCCCUAGGCCUGAAGGGGCCAGGGAAGGAAGGGUUACAAGAACCCAGAAAGAGCUGUAACUAGCUGUAGUUGGAGGAAAGGGCCACCCAGCAGGGUCUGUGGCCUCUGGUAACCACAGGAGUGAGUCCAAGAGACACAACAGAAGAGUUGCUAGUUCAACCCACAGAACCAGGAGAAAGAAUACAUUGUUUUUUUUAAACUACCAAAUUUUUGUCAUCAUUGUUGUUGUUUUUAAGUAAUCUCUAUGCCCAACGUGGGCUCAAACUCAUGAUCCUGAGACCCAAAGUUGCAUGCUCUACAGAUUGAGCCAGCCAGGUGUCCCUGGAACCCAUACUUUUUAAAAAAUAAUUUAUCUAUAUUUUAGAGAGCGAGAGCAUGAGAAGGGGGAGGGGUAGAGGGAGACAGAACGGGAGAGAGAAUCUCCAGCACACUCCCCACUGAGCGCAGAGCCUGACACAGGGCUCGAUCCCAGGACCCCAAGAUCACCACCUGAGGUGAAACCAAGAGUUGGUCACUUAACCAACUGAGUCACUUAGGUGCCCCAGAACCCAUACUUUUGAUAAAACAUAGUAAAAAUGUUUUCACUUUUCAUAGAGAUACUUAAAACAGUUUCCUGAGAGCAUUUAAUCUUUAUUUUGUCUCAGUUGUUUGAGACAUAGCAAAAUAUAUGAUGCUGUCUCUAGAAAUUUUAUUCCAAGCCCAUUUACCUGCCAUUAGGAUAGUUUACUUUCUUUAGUUGAUCCUAUAUUGGCGAUCUUUGUAUAUCUGUGAUCUUUACAAAGUAACCAUUUAUGCAUUACUCUCUAAGGUGAUUGAUAUUUAAUAAACAAAUAUCUUGGUCCUGAGGUGUGCAGGUCUUGUGGAUUGGCUCACUGAACAUUUAUUCUUUUUUUUUUAACACUGUCUUUUGUUUUUAGGAUUUUAUUUAUUUAUUUAACAGGGAGAGAGAGAGAGAGAGUGAAAGAGCACAAGCAGGGGGAGCAGCAGGGAGAGGGAGAGGGAGAAGCAGGCUCCCCACUGAGCAAGGAGCCUGACAUGGGGCUGGAUCCCAGGACCCUGGGAUCAUGACCUGAGCUGAAGGCAGGCACUUAACUGUCUGAGCCACCCAGGCACCCCUGAAUCACCUUCUCUUUUGCCUUCCUUUAUUACUGAGGGUAGAAUUUAUUCCUAAUCACCUUCUCUUUUGCCUUCCUUUAUUAUUGAGGGUAGAAAAGAAAAUGCUAAAAUUUCUGGGCUCCCUUACAGCUAAAGAUGGCCAUAUAAUAGUUCGGUUUGAGGAGAUGUAGGUGAAAAUCUGCUGUGAGAUUUUCUUUUCCUGUAUAAAAAGAAAAAGCCACAAGAGGAAGAAGCCCUUUGUCUUAGCCCUUUUGCUUUCCUCCUGAUUGAAAACAAGAGAAUUUGAGAAUGAUUUAAUAAAGAACCUAUUUACAAAGGUGUAGGGAAACCACAGGGGUACAGCAGUACCCUAAGGUGAGUAUCAGAGAAGCUGUCACCAAUAUAGGCUGGAAGCAACUAGAAACAGAACAAGAGAUGUGUGUGUGUAUGGGGGGAGGUAUUGGAGGAGUGACUUGAGGGGUGCUAGGACCUUCAGUGGGGGUCACAGAUACUCUCCCCACUCCAUCUGACCUUCUGUGAGGGCUUCCCUUAGGCUGAACUCUGCUGGGAUCCAGGGGGCAAGGUCUGCCUCCUGGAACAAAUCUAGGUGGAAAAGAAUAGAGAGUUAAUCUGGGAAGAAAAACAGCGCAAAAGGCAUCUCACUUAUCUUUAUAUCCAUACUGUGCAACAGGUGGUGCGAGUAUCUGGUACAAAGUAGAAGAUGAAUAAAUUUUUAUUGAAUUUCAUUGAAUAUAGUUCUUUGUUCUACCCUGCAGUGCUUAAGACCCAAUCUGGAUUCUCCACCAACCUCACUCAGGCCAAAUAAUUCAACAUAAAAUUGCUGGUCUGCAAGGAACUUCCUUUAACCAGUUGAAAAGCUAUUUGGGUCCCUUUCUGAGGCCAGAGUAAGUGGCUCGUUGAAACAACUUUUGUAUAUUUGGACUUUCUAAAGCAUUAGAUAGUUCCACAGUUAUACAAAGCCUGUCUUCCAGUACAGUCUAACUGCUACAUACCCACUUCAUCAGGCCCUUCCAGAAGAACUACCUUCUGUGUUCUAUCUGUAUGGCUAAGUCUCAGUUUCCACAUCUGUAAGAUAAGGGUGAUAAUAACUACCCAUCAUUCAAGCCUCAGGUACAAAUGUCACCUCCUCAGGCUUUCUAGGAUACCAUAUAAAAGAAGAGGCGUACCACACCCCAUUACUCUCUAGUCCAUUAAUACCUUGUUUUUUUUUUCCCACUGCAGUUAUUACUUUUUUAUUGUAGUUUAUUUAUUGUUUAUUUGUAGAUUGUUGGUCUUCUCCCAAAAGAAUACUUGCUCCUUGUGAGCAAAGACCUUUUCUGUGUUGUUUGCUGCUCUAUUCCCAGCAUCAAGAAGGGUGCAUGGGGUAUGAUGGUUGUUUGAUAAAUAUUUGUAGAUGAAUGGAUAAAUAAUACCAAUUACCAACUUUAGGGCUGUUGUGAAUAUUAAAUGAGAUAACAAUGAAAUGCACCUGGCGCAAAGUAGAACUCCAUAAACCUAGCUGUUUUCUUUCUUCUUUUUCCCUCCCUCACCUGCUAUAUCCAAUCCUUUAGCAAAUCAGAUUGACUCAGCCUCAAAAUGUAUCCAAAAUUCUCUACUUCAUUCAUCUCUGCCACUCUAGUCAAGCCCCCUUCACCUCUCACCUGGACUACAAGUAAGUCUCCUAGCUGAUCUCCCUUCUUCCCCUCUUGCUCUUGUCCCCCUCAUUCUUCACAAUGAGAGAAAUUUAUUUAUUUAUUUUUAACCAGGGAAAACUUUUAGAAACACAAUUCAGAUAUUCAGAUCAUCAACGGCUUUCUGGGUACCCAAACUUCUUUACAUGGCCUGGCCCCUGCCAUCCUCUUAGACUUCAUCUGCUUUAGGUCCACACACACACUCUCUCUCCCUCCCUUUCUCCUGGAAUUUAACAGAUUUAUUUUCAUCGUAGCACCCAUAGCACUGAUGGAUUCUUCUGUCAGAACUUUGUGCUCGCUGGCUCCUUAUUGUCUUUCAGACCUCAAUUUACUUAUUUAUUUAUUUAUUUUUAAAGAUUUUAUUUUUAUUUAUUUGACAGAGAGAGACACAGUGAGAGGCAACACAAGCAGGGGGAGUGGGAGAGGGAGAAGCAGGUUUCCCGCCGAGCAGGGAGCCCGAUGCGGGGCUCGAUCCCAGGAGUAUGGGAUCAUGACCUGAGCUGAAGGCAGACGCUUAACGGCUGAACCACCCAGGCGCCCCUAGACCUCAAUUUAAAUAGGGAUUCCUUUGAGAGGAAGUAUUACUAAUCUAAUGUGGCCAUUUCUUAUUAUACCACCUUUUAUAUCACUUAAUACCAUCUAAUAUUUCCUUGUUUAUAUGUUUGUCUCUUCCAACUCGGUUUUAAGCUUUGUGAGCACAGAGACGUCUGUCACGUUCUUCGCUCUAUCCCCAAAGCUAGAACAACACCUGAAACACAUAGUAUAUGCAUAAUAAAUAUUUGUUGAAUAAAUUAAUGCAUUGAUCAUGAUGAUGACAACAAAACUUCAGACGACCUGGCCACAAAUUCUAACGACUUGUCUCAAGAAUAAGAAUCGCAUUUCCGAAGAUCCUGGUAGACUGUGGAAAUCGACAAUAAAAGAUCUGGGGCCAAAGUCUGGGGGAAGCAGAGGUAAUAUAUUGGAAUUUGGGCCUUUUCCCCCCAUCCAAGGCUCUCAGAGACCUCGCAGAAGGGAAGCCUAGAAUCUUCCGAGAAGAAAUUCCAGCCCAGCCACAACGAAUAUUUUUCCAUCCACGAUUCUUCGCAGCCACUUCUGCUAGGUUGAAAAUGCGCAAACACCUCUAGGACCCCGGGCUCCUUUCUGUUUCUUUAUGAAUGAACCGGCUCUAGUCUGCGCAGGCGCAGCUCCUGGUUCUCCUGCUCCACGUGAGGCCCACCCUUCCCUCCCGCUGGCGGCCCCGCCCUUAUUCUUUCUAAUGAACCAAUGGCGAGCGGCCUGGGGGGCGGAGCCCGGAGCGGCGCGGCACUGUAGAUCCCCCGGCGCCCGGCUCCCUCGCGUUAGUCUUGCUGUGUUGUGAUCACGUGGCCAGCUCCGGGCGCGGCGCUUGUUUUGGUUUCCCUCUAGCUUGUCCCUGGCAGCUUCGGGGUGAGCGACUUUGCUGUGCCGGUUGCUGCGCCUGCCUUACACUCUGAUCUCCUCUUCUUAGGGCUCUUUCAGCCCGCAGUUCGGCAAGCCCCUCGGGGCCGGCUACUGCCAUGCCGCUAGUUCGCUACAGGAAGGUGGUCAUCCUCGGGUACCGCUCUGUAGGGAAGACAUCUUUGGCACAUCAGUUUGUGGAGGGCGAGUUCCUGGAAGGCUAUGAUCCUACAGUGGAGAACACUUACAGCAAGAUAGUGACUCUUGGCAAAGAUGAGUUUCACCUACACCUGGUGGACACAGCAGGGCAGGAUGAGUACAGCAUUCUGCCCUAUUCAUUCAUCAUUGGGGUCCAUGGUUAUGUGCUUGUGUAUUCUGUCACCUCUCUGCAUAGCUUCCAAGUCAUUGAGAGUCUGUACCAAAAGCUACAUGAAGGCCAUGGGAAAACUCGGCUGCCGGUGGUGCUAGUGGGAAACAAAGCAGAUCUCUCUCCAGACAGGGAGGUCCAGGCAGUUGAAGGGAAGAAGCUGGCAGAGUCCUGGGGUGCGACGUUUAUGGAGUCAUCUGCUCGAGAGAACCAGCUGACUCGAGGCAUCUUCACCAAAGUCAUCCAGGAGAUUGCCCGGGUAGAGAAUUCCUAUGGGCAAGAGCGCCGCUGCCGGCUCAUGUGAGCCCUCAGGCAUUGGGUAGCUGCCUUGAUUCUGCCCCUGGCACUUGCCAGGCUCCAGUGGGUGUAGGCCCUUAGGACUUCACGGGUAUGGUUGCCAGCUGUGUCCCCGGUCCUCUGGUCACACAGUGUGGUACCCUCAUGUUUGCACACUUUUCCAGGCUCUAGUGGCCUGGUUGUCAAUGUUUACAAUGGGGCAAGGAUGUCUCAUGGGACUGGCCUCUAGUCCUCUGUUUUUGCUACAUGAAUUGUUAUAACCUGCAGGGUUGGGAUAUGAGUCCGAAGCAUUGUUUAUUUAGGACCCUGUCUUCUGUGCAGGUUUUGGGCGUUGGCUGGGUGAGGGGAGCUGGGGAUUCCUGAAGUGGAGCUUGCUCCCUAGGGUGACAAUGUAUAUAUGCAAAUAAACUGAGAAAUCUUUUUGUCGCUGGCUUCUCUGUAUGUGGGGAGAGCUCAGGGCCAAUAUCUCCUUUUCCAAUGAGUGGUGACUGUGACUUUUGGUGGGGAAUAAGGGCUAACUCUUUCCCCCCACUUCAUUCCUAUUCCUUGCUCCUCACUCAUUCAGGAGGACCAUUACCCUAAGACUUACUCCUUAGUUUUUCUCACCUUUCUUUUCUGCUAGGUUCUCCUACACAGGUACCAGUUGGCUGCCACUCCAUCCAAGAUUGUAGACAGCUCAAGGUCCCCUUAACUACAGAAACACCACCCUCUAGUGGCCAGCUGCUGCAUGCUGACCUAGCUUCCCUCUUGGCCUUGGCAUUCGCUGGCACUCAGAGAGACGCUAAGGUUUGGGGAGGAA
Mirounga angustirostris (Northern elephant seal) is the source of this 5875-nucleotide messenger RNA. It is a transcript of the gene RHEBL1, whose product is annotated as RHEB like 1. Gene Ontology annotation, biological process: small GTPase-mediated signal transduction. The coding region runs from base 4532 to 5083 and encodes 183 amino acids. Gene Ontology annotation, cellular component: plasma membrane. The record is from RefSeq and is a predicted model, not a curated record. Lineage: Eukaryota; Metazoa; Chordata; Mammalia; Carnivora; Phocidae. The transcript has 8 exons. Gene Ontology annotation, molecular function: GDP binding; GTP binding; GTPase activity.